Messenger RNA from Fusarium subglutinans, 4077 nucleotides. Its product is annotated as serine threonine kinase. Gene Ontology annotation, biological process: peptidyl-threonine phosphorylation; peptidyl-serine phosphorylation. The coding region runs from base 1 to 4077 and encodes 1358 amino acids. NCBI's taxonomy places the organism in Eukaryota, Fungi, Ascomycota, Sordariomycetes, Hypocreales, Nectriaceae. The transcript is spliced from 4 exons. The record is from RefSeq and is a predicted model, not a curated record. Gene Ontology annotation, molecular function: protein serine/threonine kinase activity; protein binding; ATP binding.
AUGGAAACCAUCAUAGACCCUUUCAGCCAGAUCCUAUGGCAAGCUCCCUCGACACUGCCGGCGAGCAGUGUACACCUCCAGCUUGUGGAGGAGCAAGUCAAAGAGCAGCUUAACCGGAACGAAAACAGAUUUCCAACCUUCCUAGCCCAUGUCUCAUCCUUGGAAAAGAAGGGACGAAACACAGAAACUGUUUUCAUCGAUGAGUAUAUCCAGGGCUUCACUGAGCGAUCGUUCAUCGAUCGCGGGGCAACCUUUUCAGUGGAACGAGCCAUCGCAAUCCCAAACCCUCAGACAAGCAGCUCCGCUCCCGCAGUCAUCCGUCAAAAGCGCGUCGUGGCUUUGAAAACAGUUCGGAUCCAUUCUCAAUCUGAUGAUCUACCCAAAGCAGGCUGGGAUCACGUAUUGCUCGAAAUUCGCGCUCUUCUCCACGAGACCCUUCGCUAUCAUCCUAACAUCGUGCGCCUCGUCGGCUUGUGCUGGGGACCCAACGGAGCAUCCGGAAGCGUUUAUCCUCAACUAGUCAUCGAGCAUGCAGAGCAUGGAACAUUAGAGAAUCUUCAGAGUAACUCGAAGUCGCCACUUUCGUUCGCUGUUAAGCAGAAAUUGCUGUAUGAUGCGGGGAAAGGCCUCUCGAUUAUUCACGCAUGCAGCAUUAUCCACGGGGACAUCAAGCGUCAGAAUGUACUGAUAUUCGCAGACAAAUCUAGCAAUGGGGCUUAUAUAGCGAAACUGGCUGACUUUGGAGGCGCUGUCUAUGGUUCUGAAAAGUAUGACUCUUAUCGCUUCAUCUGCAAGACACCGAGAUACGCGGCUCCGGAAACCGACGGCAUAGUGACAGCGGAGGCUGCGAAGCUAUGCGAUGUCUACUCUUUUGGGUUACUUGUUUGUGAAACCUUUGCAGAUGGCGAUUUGGCCAAUCUACAUUAUGAGUUUAGUCCUCGGCGGGAGGCGUCGGGUUCAUCGGUGACGCUGGCACAAUUGAAGCGGUCGGGACGGCUUCUGCACAGGGCGACAUCUAUGAUUCAGGAUUACUUUGAUAUGCGUGAGAUGAACCAAGAUUGUACGGAGAUGGUUUUAUAUGUUCUCGAACAGACGAUACAGAAGAGCCUCGGAGACAGGUCUUUGGCAAGGGCACAGGCUGCUCUGAGGGGCGUUCCGCUUACCGAGAUCGACGAUUACCUCAGUAAUGUCGACCAAAUGAAUCGCAAGUGGAAGGAAGUUGAAGAUAACGAACCUCCAGGAAAACAUGGAAUUAGUGCAGAUGGUGCUGGACUAUUCUUAGGCACAGUUGGGGCUACUUAUGAUCCCCAGAACAACACUCCCGGCUUUCGGCCCAUAGUCAAGGCCCCAAUAAACCCAGGUUUCGUCUUCGAGCCCGAGAAACUGAAGAACAUCCUGUCAUGGCAACAGCAGGAACAUAUUCUCGAAGCGCUUCAAGCUAUUUCCGAAUCUGGUGAUCAUAGCCGUGACGUGGAGCUUCAUAAGCUCUUUGCAGCUUGGUUCCUCUUCAGAUGCCACAUUGCUGAGUUUGGCACAUCCCUCGACCCUGGAAAGGCGUGCACAGCGCUUCGGAGAGCGGCGAGCGACGCAGUGACCGGAUCUGAUGACUCAAGCGGGUUCGAGUAUCUCGCUGCAUCGUGUGUAUGGCGCGUGAGCCAGGCCCUGAGACAAACACCACCUGAGCUGUUAGCCGUGUUUCCGUCCAGUCUACAGUGGGCUACUCUUCGUGGAGGAUGGCAGGCUGGUCAAGAUCUCGAAGACGCCUUGCCCCUGUUGAGUGAUGAGCAGAGACAGAACGCAACUGAAACAUAUCAGAACGCAAGGAGGCUUGCCAAUUACUUCAGUGGUGUUCCCGGUUCGCUGGCAUUCUUGCCUCGACAUUUAAGGAAGGAAUUUGAAGUCGACAAUGUGCAGAAACUUCAGGAGGAACUCAAAGAGGAGCUUGGGGAGCUCUACGAGCAGUCACUGAAGAGGUCACAGACAACAAGUCAAGAUACUCAGCAAGUGACUCCCUUUGACAAGAUCUUUGUCAACAGCCGUGGACAUGGAGUUCUGCACAUGGCAGCAGCCCGUGGACAAGCCAAUACAAUUGAACAUCUCAUCAACACGUUCAGACUAAACAUUGAUCUCCCAAACCAAGACUGCGAAGAAACACCGUUAGUCUGUGCUUGUCGAAAUGCUCAUUUGGAGGCUUCUCUAGCUCUACUUCGACACGGCGCCAAUCCAAAAGGACAUCCUUUGGGUCAAGAUACCCCUCUCCACUGGCUCUGGAGAUUUGAGAAAGACGAGAUGAUGCCAAUGGCGAGAGGCCUGCUCAACGCUGGAGGCCUGAUCGAUGCUGCAUCGGGUGGUAUGAGAGCUGAAGUCCUUAAAGCGCACGCCGACUGGGAGGGAACUAUGUCUAUCCAGACGACACCUCUCGGGAGAUGUGUUCUCUUCCAGAAUAUCCAUGCCGCUCAAGUCCUCAUCGCACUUGGAGCUGACCCCCUGAUCCAAGUUGACGGAAAGUCACCUAUCCAGCUUGCCGCCAUGCUAGCACUGCCGAAUUUCCUUCGACUGUUCUUGUAUCAAGAUCAUGAUGAAUCCAAAAUCUCAGGAUUGUUUAAUGGAUUUGACGAUCUUACUCUUCUGAAGGCGACUCAAGAGCAAAAGGCUGGCAACAGAGAUACGUUUUCUUUGCUUAGCCGACUCAUCAGAAACGGCCCGAGAUAUCGCUCUGAUGUCGAGGAAACUCUCUCCAUUUUCAAGGAGCAGAGAGAACUACUGGGCACCGCUUCUUCUAAUGGAUCGUCAGGGGAAGCCUUGUGCAUGCAGAUUCGACUUGGGAAUCGUGACAUCGUGGAAGCGUUACUAAAAUUGGGCCACAAUCCAAAUGGCUCGCCUGAUCAUCGACCCAUGCGCGAAGCGAUCAUACUUAACGAUGACAAAGUAUUCCGACUGUUGAGAGAUUACGGCUGUGAGAUCGAAAGUUACCCUGAAUGGCCACGGACUCUACUUCAUGACCUGGCUGCGAGACCGGCUUCAUCUCCACCUGGAAUUGUCAUAGCGGAAGAGCUCAUAGCGUCCGGAGUUUCAAUUACGGAUCAUCCGGCAGGAACUCGACCGCCUAUUGUUGAAGCCAUCUUACAUGGAUACCUCGACCUAGCAAAUCUCCUCAUCCAGCAUGGAGCGCGAAUUAGCAGCCCUUAUCAAUUGGGACCCGACCUUCCGAAGAUUUCCAUCUUCAAGGAGCUACUUGAGCAAAGAACAGAGACAUCACUGUCCAUCCUCCGAUCUCUGCUAACAUCAAGCGACACAACAGCUGAUCAAGUGUCUAUUCUACGUCACAAUGAGCAGUUUGACUUUAUCGUGGAUCACAUCGAUGAUCCUGCCGAACAACAAAGCGCAUGGACUAUCCUUGCUACCUCACCACCAGCUCGUAAGAACGUCGUCGAAGCAGAGAUCUACAUGGCGCAAGUGCAAUGCAUGCUCUCAGAAAACUCGCCCUUUGCGACCAAAGAAUGCAUAAACUUUGAUCAUCCAAAGUUUGGCACCGCUUUAUGCCGCGCCGCUUUGUUCCAGAAUCAUUUCCUUGUCGGAAAGCUUCUCCGUAGCGGCGCUGAUCCUAAUAUCAGAUUCCGUCAAAACUUUGGCCCUGCGCAGCGAUAUUUUGGCGAUGGAUCGCCGAUUAAUCUCGCGCUGGGCUGCUAUGAAGUAGCUAUUGAAGGUUGGAGCGAGACGGUGCCGGAUUCUAUGCUGGAGGAUAUGCGAAGUGUGAUAAAUGAAUUGGAGUCUAUUCCGGACUAUCCGGAGGAAGCACUUGCUCGAGGAGAGGCACUGAGGAAGCGGCAUGAGGAUAUCUUACAGCUGCGAGAUGAUGGAUGGGCUAUGCAAGCGCAGAUGGCUAAUAUGAGCCUUGAACAAGGACCGGUUGAUCUAUCGAACAUGAGCGCGGUACAAGCACCAGAACUGGAAGAGAGCCAGCGGGAGAUGUUUCAAGCUACAGAGACAAUUAUUCGCUGGAUUUUCAACUCACAGCGCUACGGAACAAUUGGACGAGCAGAAAUGAGCAGGAUAGCAGAAGGCGAGAAUGCAUAG